AUGGGCAGCGCGGCACCGUCUCCUUCGGCGGCGGCGGCAGCAGAGGCGGCCAGCGACCUCGACCACCUGCUGCGCCCCCUGCACUGGGCGGCCGUCCUGCGGCACCCACGCCGCGCCUCCGCCUCGCCUCUCUGCUUCAGACUCUGCAGCAUCGCCAUGGCAUCCUUCGCCUUCUCGUCCACCUGCUCCGAGGUCACCGUGCUGUUCCGCGACGGCACGGCUGACCUGGACGUCUUCACACUGACCCUUAGCGUUGUGGACACAAACACUAUCUGGCUCUUCCGCAUGGCACACAUUGUUAUGUGCGAGCGUGCCUACCACAGACUCACCGGUCAGGUGGGUCACGACUUCGCUGAGUUCAUGACGUGGGACGACAUUCCUUUGCUACGAUCACAGUGCCGCCUGGUACGGCGCUUCACGCUGACCUACAUCUGGUUUGGCAUUGGCGCCUGCGCCUGUUACCUGGUGUCCCCUGCGAGCGCCGAGGGCCUGCCCUUCAUAAUGGUUCUGCCCUACGAUGUGACGCAGCCAUUAAGUUUUGCCGCUACGUGGCUGUUCUGCACGAUAACGUGCCUUCACGUCGUGGUCAUGACCAUGGUGCUCGACUCCUUGAACGUCAGCCUCAUCUCGCAGCUACGUGUACAACUCAUACUGCUCAACAAGAAAAUCGUCAGCCUCGCGAAAGAGAUGUCCGCGAAAGCUGUGCACCAUUCAGAAACUUCCAUCUCUCCUGAUCUUCAUUAUCGACUGGAGAAGUGUGUCCGUCACCAUCAAGCAAUUAUCAAGAACGCUGACUUGUUGGAGAGGAGCCUAGGUGCGAUGCUGCUGGCACAGAGUCUAGCUAUCGGUGCGGCCAUUUGCUUCCAGAUGUUUCAAAUUGCCACGAGUGCAAACGGACUGCAACAGACCGGGAAGUUUGGCUGCUACUUGUUUGCAAUGCUUGCGGAGCUCUUUGUUUACUGCUAUUUUGGAGAUAACCUCAUUACAGAAAGCGAAAACGUGGCCCUGGCAGCGUAUGACGCGGUGACGUCACUGCAGGAGUGCCCCCUGUCCAUGAAAAGAUCGCUGCUGCUUCUGAUGCACCGCGCGCAGCGACCGCUGCGAAUCACCGCCGGGGGGUUCUUCCCCCUCUCCAGGGAGUCAUUUGUCUCGGUCGUCAACGUGUCUUACUCAUUCUUCGCAAUUCUACGAAAUUUCAAGGAUGAAGAGGAGUAG
This is a messenger RNA of Schistocerca nitens (vagrant locust), 1215 nucleotides long. RefSeq names its product odorant receptor Or2-like. The record is from RefSeq and is a predicted model, not a curated record. Gene Ontology annotation, biological process: detection of chemical stimulus involved in sensory perception of smell; sensory perception of smell. Gene Ontology annotation, cellular component: plasma membrane. Gene Ontology annotation, molecular function: odorant binding; olfactory receptor activity. The transcript has 6 exons. Lineage: Eukaryota; Metazoa; Arthropoda; Insecta; Orthoptera; Acrididae. The coding region runs from base 1 to 1215 and encodes 404 amino acids.